Messenger RNA from Abrus precatorius (Indian licorice), 612 nucleotides. RefSeq lists its product as uncharacterized. The record is from RefSeq and is a predicted model, not a curated record. NCBI's taxonomy places the organism in Eukaryota, Viridiplantae, Streptophyta, Magnoliopsida, Fabales, Fabaceae. Gene Ontology annotation, molecular function: aspartic-type endopeptidase activity. The coding region runs from base 1 to 612 and encodes 203 amino acids. Gene Ontology annotation, biological process: proteolysis. The transcript has a single exon.
AUGGAGGCUAUGGAGCAGAUGCCAACCUAUGCAAGAUUCAUAAAAGAGUUGCUCACAAAGAAAAGAAGAUUCUCAGAGGAGACAGUGGAGUUAGAGGCAGGUUGCAGUGCAAUAAUUCAGAAAUUUUUACCUCAGAUAACAAAUGAUCAAGGAAGCUUCACCAUUCCAGUAUCUAUAGGUGCAUUACCUAUGGGAAAGGCCUUGUUGGACCUGGGAGCAAGUAUCAACCUGAUGUCGUUAUCUAUGUUGAAAAGAAUUGGGGAGCUUGAGAUUAAACCUACAAGAAUGACUUUGCAAGUAGUAGAUAGAUCUAUGAAAUAUCUUUAUGGCGUAGCAAAGGAUGACUUGGUAAAGGUAGAUAAAUUUGUAUUCCCAAUUGAUUUUUUCAUCAUGGAUAUGGAAGAAGAUAUGGAAGUCCCUUUAAUUUUAGGAAGACCUUUCAUGAAAACUGCUAAGGUGAUAAUUAAUGUAGAUGAUAGGAAGCUCAAGGUGAGAUUUCAUGAUGAAGAAGUCAAUUUUAAUGUCUUUGAAGCUAUGCACCAUCCUAAAGAUAAACAACAAUGCUUUAGAAUGGAUGUAAUUGAUGAAUUAUGCAUGGUGGAAAGGACAUAA